AGGCGCGCCCCACCCGACCUGGACCCUCAGGAGCUCCCAAGAGGCCGGGGGCGUCUCCAGGUCUGCCGGCCUGGUGCCCCAUACGUGCUUGGAGCCAUGCCCCCGCGUGCCUCACUCUGCAUUGAGGUUGUGGCUGUGCUUUGUACCCUCUCCCAUUGUGAGUCUCCUCCCACACUCUGGACCUGUACUGGCUGCCUGAGGGAACCUCCCCACACCCCUAAGUGCCAACCCAGCCAGUCCUGUGGAAGAUGGGAUGGAAAGCUGUGGUCCAAGAUGGUGCCUCUGAGAGGGAGAGAACCCCGUGUCUCCUGGAGUGAGAGGCCCAAGGAAGGAUCUGGGGUCAGGACUCCUGCAGGUUCCUCAUCCUCCUUGUUUCCAGGGCAGGUUUUUCCUCCUCUAGGAAGCCUUCUCUGGUUGCUCCUGAGUCCUUCCAGCUUGGACUUCCCUGGGGUUGUAACUGCUGGGAUCCCAAGCAGCCCCCAUCCAUAUGCCUUCUUUCCUGCCACUCACCUGUGAACCUGUGUGGUUAGAAGUCUUGAUCUCAGCCUGGAUGCUGUGUGGAGGGGUGUGGUGGCUGGACCAGUCAGUAUCUACCUGGGUCUCUGGAGUAUGGUAAUGUCUAUGGUAAUAUCAGCUUUCAGGCUUAAACCUUACUUCCACCUCCAUUAUCCUUCUGGAAUCUCUCAGCCACUUUGUGAGAAUGCAGGACCGGUGGGCAAGUUGCUUAUCCAUUUCACAGAGGAGGAUUUUGUGGCAGAGAUGGAGGUAGUUUUCUAAGUCUUAGGACAGCCCUUUUCCACUGCGAGGGUAUCCGCUGACCCUGGUCUUUGGUGAGGCAUGGAGGGCACCCAGGCCUUCUUUAUUGACCUGGCAGGCGGGCUCCUGCUGCGUGUGGCGCGUUUACUGGGCUGGCGGCUGUUCUCAGCUGGAGGCAGUUGAACAAAAGCUCCUGACCUGUGGGACCUUUUGACCCUAGCUUGGUUAAAUAUGUGCUUCCUGGAUUUGGGGCCAGAGGCUGUCAGUGCUUUGCUCGAUGGUUUGGAAGCCUGGCUCCUGUCAUCCUCUGCACAGCUCUGGGAGUUCACUACCAUCCCAGGGAUCCGAAUGACUCCCGCCCAGCCUGGCACUCUAUGCUGGGUCCUGGCAUUGUCCUUGUGUUUGGGCCCCAAAAGCCUUCCUACCCUCUCCAUCCUAGAGCCCCUCUGUGGGCCAAAGAUGCCCCGUGGAGAUCUAAAUGUGCACUGGGGGAAUUGGAGGGGACUCUGGUGGCUAUUGUGGUCACUUCCUCACCAGGUGGCCCACCUGAAGAACAGGAGGUCAGAGCUGUCAGCCCCAGGCAGGCUUCUGUGACUUCCCUCAGUCCUGCUGGCAGCCUGGAGUCAUCCCCAGGGCCUUCGGGCUCCUCUUCCUCUUCACCUGUGGCUCCCUAAGCUCCAGACUUUUGCCUCCUGAGUGUUGACCAAAGCUCUGGUUGACAUCCAGGUGGCUGGAGCAUGCCUCCGGCACCCACAGGCCCUGAGGCUCCAGUGCCCACAGGCAGAGAGGGCGACUGAGUCCAGCCCAGGCUGAGCCCUGCCCAGCUGUACUCCCCAGACACCCACCCAACCCGAGGUGUCCCACCGAGGAGGCCCUGAUCUUGAGCCCGGAGCCCUGAGCCCUGAGACGAUGCUUGAGGAUCUUAUGACCAUGACCUGGCUACCUUGAGUCUGUGGGGCUACACAGCCUUCAGCCUGCAUCUCCAGGGCUCUGACUCUAUCCAGCUCCUGGACCAGCUCCCAAGUCUACUCCUGACCCCAGCCUGGGCCAAGGGGACUUCUCAAGCUUUGGGACCCAGCAGGACACAGCAGCAGUCAGGUGCAUGCUGGGACCGCGACGGACAGGCUGCCGCACCCCAGGCCCCCAGAGGCCAGUCUGUUUGCCUCCCAACGCCAUCUGACCCAGGUGAGCAAGAGGAUGCUGGCGGGGGGCGUGAGGAGCAUGCCCAGCCCCCUCCUGGCCUGCUGGCAGCCCAUCCUCCUGCUGGUGCUGGGCUCAGUGCUGUCAGGCUCGGCCACGGGCUGCCCGCCCCGCUGCGAGUGCUCCGCCCAGGACCGCGCUGUGCUGUGCCACCGCAAGCGCUUUGUGGCAGUCCCCGAGGGCAUCCCCACCGAGACGCGCCUGCUGGACCUAGGCAAGAACCGCAUCAAAACGCUCAACCAGGACGAGUUCGCCAGCUUCCCGCACCUGGAGGAGCUGGAGCUCAACGAGAACAUCGUGAGCGCCGUGGAGCCCGGCGCCUUCAACAACCUCUUCAACCUCCGGACGCUGGGUCUCCGCAGCAACCGCCUGAAGCUCAUCCCGCUAGGCGUCUUCACUGGCCUCAGCAACCUGACCAAGCUGGACAUCAGCGAGAACAAGAUCGUUAUCCUGCUGGACUACAUGUUUCAGGACCUGUACAACCUCAAGUCACUGGAGGUUGGCGACAAUGACCUCGUCUACAUCUCUCACCGCGCCUUCAGCGGCCUCAACAGCCUGGAGCAGCUGACGCUGGAGAAAUGCAACCUGACCUCCAUCCCCACCGAGGCGCUGUCCCACCUGCACGGCCUCAUCGUCCUGAGGCUCCGGCACCUCAACAUCAAUGCCAUCCGGGACUACUCCUUCAAGAGGCUGUACCGACUCAAGGUCUUGGAGAUCUCCCACUGGCCCUACUUGGACACCAUGACACCCAACUGCCUCUACGGCCUCAACCUGACGUCCCUGUCCAUCACACACUGCAAUCUGACCGCUGUGCCCUACCUGGCCGUCCGCCACCUAGUCUAUCUCCGCUUCCUGAACCUCUCCUACAACCCCAUCAGCACCAUUGAGGGCUCCAUGUUGCAUGAGCUGCUCCGGCUGCAGGAGAUCCAGCUGGUGGGCGGGCAGCUAGCCGUGGUGGAGCCCUAUGCCUUCCGCGGCCUCAACUACCUGCGCGUGCUCAAUGUCUCUGGCAACCAGCUGACCACACUGGAGGAAUCAGUCUUCCACUCGGUGGGCAACCUGGAGACACUCAUCCUGGACUCCAACCCGCUGGCCUGCGACUGUCGGCUCCUGUGGGUGUUCCGGCGCCGCUGGCGGCUCAACUUCAACCGGCAGCAGCCCACGUGCGCCACGCCGGAGUUUGUCCAGGGCAAGGAGUUCAAGGACUUCCCUGAUGUGCUACUGCCCAACUACUUCACCUGCCGCCGCGCCCGCAUCCGGGACCGCAAGGCCCAGCAGGUGUUUGUGGACGAGGGCCACACGGUGCAGUUUGUGUGCCGGGCCGAUGGCGACCCGCCGCCCGCCAUCCUCUGGCUCUCACCCCGAAAGCACCUGGUCUCAGCCAAGAGCAAUGGGCGGCUCACAGUCUUCCCUGAUGGCACGCUGGAGGUGCGCUACGCCCAGGUACAGGACAACGGCACGUACCUGUGCAUCGCGGCCAACGCGGGCGGCAACGACUCCAUGCCCGCCCACCUGCAUGUGCGCAGCUACUCGCCCGACUGGCCCCAUCAGCCCAACAAGACCUUCGCUUUCAUCUCCAACCAGCCGGGCGAGGGAGAGGCCAACAGCACCCGCGCCACUGUGCCUUUCCCCUUCGACAUCAAGACCCUCAUCAUCGCCACCACCAUGGGCUUCAUCUCUUUCCUGGGCGUCGUCCUCUUCUGCCUGGUGCUGCUGUUUCUCUGGAGCCGGGGCAAGGGCAACACAAAGCACAACAUUGAGAUCGAGUAUGUGCCCCGAAAGUCGGACGCAGGCAUCAGCUCCGCCGACGCGCCCCGCAAGUUCAACAUGAAGAUGAUAUGAGGCCGGGGCGGGGGGCAGGGACCCCCGGGCGGCCGGGCAGGGGAAGGGGCCUGGCCGCCACCUGCUCACUCUCCAGUCCUUCCCACCUCCUCCCUACCCUUCUACACACGUUCUCUUUCUCCCUCCCGCCUCCGUCCCCUGCUGCCCCCCGCCAGCCCUCACCACCUGCCCUCCUUCUACCAGGACCUCAGAAGCCCAGACCUGGGGACCCCACCUACACAGGGGCAUUGACAGACUGGAGUUGAAAGCCGACGAACCGACACGCGGCAGAGUCAAUAAUUCAAUAAAAAAGUUACGAACUUUCUCUGUAACUUGGGUUUCAAUAAUUAUGGAUUUUUAUGAAAACUUGAAAUAAUAAAAAGAGAAAAAAACUAUUUCCUAUAGCUAGUCGGAAUGCAAACUUUUGACGUCCUGAUUGCUCCAGGGCCCUCUUCCAACUCAGUUUCUUGUUUUUCUCUUCCUCCUCCUCCUUUUCUUCCUCCUUUCUCUUCUCUUCCCCAGUGGGGAGGGAUCACUCAGGAAAACAGGAAAGGAGGUUCCAGCCCCACCCACCUGCCCACCCCGCCCCAGGCACCAUCAGGAGCAGGCUAGGGGGCAGGCCUGGGCCCAGCUCCGGGCUGGCUUUUUGCAGGGCGCAGGUGGAGGGGACAGGUCUGCCGAUGGGGGUGGGAGCCUGUCUGCUGGGCUGCCAGGCGGCACUACUGCAAGGGGUGGGAGCCUGGCUCGGGUGUGGCUGAGACUCUGGACAGGGGCUGGGGUCCUCCUGGGGGACAGCACAGUCAGUGGAGAGAGCCAGGGGCUGGAGGUGGGGCCCACCCCAGCCUCUGGUCCCAGCUCUGCUGCUCACUUGCUGUGUGGCCUCAAGCAGGUCACUGGCCUCUCUGGGCCUCAGUCUCCACAUCUGUACAAAUGGGAACAUUACCCCCUGCCCUGCCUACCUCACAGGGCUGUUGUGAGGAAUUGAUGAGAUGAUGUAUGUGAAACACUUUGUAACCUGUAAAGCGCUGUGCACACGUGUGGGUGACUGUU
Messenger RNA from Pan troglodytes (chimpanzee), 4827 nucleotides. RefSeq names its product leucine rich repeat and Ig domain containing 1 (gene LINGO1). Gene Ontology annotation, cellular component: plasma membrane. The transcript has 7 exons. The record is from RefSeq and is a predicted model, not a curated record. Gene Ontology annotation, molecular function: protein binding. NCBI's taxonomy places the organism in Eukaryota, Metazoa, Chordata, Mammalia, Primates, Hominidae. The coding region runs from base 1954 to 3798 and encodes 614 amino acids.